This is a messenger RNA of Apis dorsata (giant honeybee), 6496 nucleotides long. RefSeq names its product DEAD-box ATP-dependent RNA helicase 20-like. The record is from RefSeq and is a predicted model, not a curated record. The transcript is spliced from 4 exons. Gene Ontology annotation, molecular function: ATP binding; RNA binding; RNA helicase activity. Gene Ontology annotation, cellular component: ribonucleoprotein complex; cytoplasm; nucleus. Bases 248 to 2434 code for a protein of 728 amino acids. NCBI's taxonomy places the organism in Eukaryota, Metazoa, Arthropoda, Insecta, Hymenoptera, Apidae.
CGAUUCUACAUAAGAACGAACCAAUGAACGAUCUUCCUUUUUAUGUGUGUGUGUAACCUACUAGUUAGGAGCGGAAGCAUUGCCCAGUUGCUCGUUUCCGUCUUCCCAGUGCCUGUCAGCCAUUACUGCUCUGCUCGCCGGGUCUUGCAGGGUGUAACUGGUACAACUGACAUACUUUCCGAAAAAUCGAAGAUCGUUCCUACGGAACUGGUAGUGUGUCAGCAGAUUCUUCCGAACUUUUGCCGAGAUGUAUAACAAUAGUUAUUCCAAUCAUACCAGUUACAGACCCAGGGGAAGUAGAGAUUCUACCAAUCGUAAUGGAGGGGGAACAUAUUGGAAUAGACAACAACAGACAAACAAAGAGAAGUCAAUUAAGAAGCAAGUCCAAAGAAGAACUCCUGGAGAUUCACUGAAAAAACCUAGCUGGGAUCUCUCUAAGUUACCAGUGAUCACAAAAAAUUUAUAUAUUCCACAUAUCAAUAUUUUAAAACGAUCCAGUGAUGAAGUUAAUAAAUAUCACAUUGGCAAAGAAAUCACUGUGAAAGGAAACAAUACUCCUUCUCCAAUUCAAGCAUUUGAAGAAAGUAACUUCCCAGAUUAUGUAAUGGAAGAGAUAAGAAAGCAGGGUUUUGCUGAACCAACAGCAAUCCAAGCACAGGGUUGGCCAAUAGCACUCAGUGGUCGUGAUUUGGUUGGAAUUGCUCAAACAGGAUCUGGAAAAACUUUAGCUUAUAUAUUACCAGCAACUGUACACAUUAAUCAUCAACCACGUUUGAGCCGAGGAGAUGGUCCCAUCGUUUUGAUACUCGCUCCAACAAGAGAAUUAGCCCAACAAAUUCAAUCUGUUGCUAGAGAUUUUGGUUCUUCCUCCUGUAUUCGUAAUACUUGCAUCUUUGGUGGUUCCCCAAAAGGGCCUCAAGCUCGUGAUUUAGAACGCGGUGUUGAAAUAUGUAUUGCAACUCCUGGUAGAUUAAUCGAUUUUCUCGAGAAAGGAACUACAAAUUUACGCAGAUGUACAUACCUAGUCUUAGAUGAGGCGGACAGAAUGUUAGAUAUGGGAUUCGAGCCUCAAAUCCGAAAAAUCAUAGAGCAAAUUAGACCUGAUAGGCAGGUAUUGAUGUGGUCUGCAACAUGGCCGAAAGAAGUACAAGCUUUGGCUGAAGAUUUCCUCUCAGAUUAUAUUCAAAUUAACAUCGGUUCUUUGACAUUGGCCGCUAAUCACAAUAUUCGUCAAAUCGUAGAAAUUUGUCAAGAGCAUGAAAAAGAAAUGAAACUUUCAAAUCUUUUGAGAGAGAUCGGCAAAGAUCGAGGAAGCAAGAUGAUAAUUUUCGUUGAAACGAAAAAGAAAGUGGACGAUAUUACCAAAGCUAUUAAACGAGAAGGUUGGCCUGCUAUCUCUAUUCACGGUGACAAAUCCCAGCCUGAGAGAGAUUACGUGUUAUCUGAGUUUAGAAAUGGAAAAACAAUGAUUCUUGUUGCUACCGAUGUUGCUGCUCGUGGCCUGGACGUAGAAGAUGUGAAGUAUGUAAUUAACUUCGAUUAUCCGAACAGUUCUGAGGAUUAUAUUCAUAGAAUAGGAAGAACUGGACGUUGCCAAAGCGCGGGUACUGCUUAUGCUUAUUUUACGCCUAAUAAUGCUAGACAAGCAAAAGAACUAAUUUCUGUUUUGGAAGAAGCUGGUCAAGCAAUAAAUCCACAACUGGCCGAUUUAGCAAAUUCGAUAAAACCUGCAUACGGAAAGGGUCGCCAACGUUGGAGUCAUUCUCGUUCUAAUAAAGAUAAUAGUUCCACUGGGAGCCCAAGAAAUAAUAGUAGCCCGAUUUCGAAUAAUUGGCAAAAUCAGCACGUUCAGAGUACUCAACACAGUAAUGGUAGCAGUCAAGAAAGGACUGUUGUACGCCAGCAAAAUGGAUAUCAGGCCAGUCGACAGAAUAGUUUCCAAUCCAAUUAUCAGCCGCAACAACAUCAACAACCGCAACAGCAACAGCAUCAACACCAACAACAUCAACAACAGCAGCAGCAGCAGCAGCAACAACAACAACAACAUCAACGGCAACCGAAUACUUAUACCAAUGGCUGUCAAACUACCAAUAGCUAUUCAGCUAGUUAUCAAAAUGCAAAUAUUCCUAGAUAUCAUGGAAGAACAGGAGGUUUCCAAGGAAAUCGUUAUCACAAUCGUCAGAGUGCUUACAACACCAAUCAGACACCUGGAGGACAAAGCGUAUAUUCUAUGCCGCCUCCAUUCAUGAUGCCAUCUGCUGGCGGACACACAGCUGAUUCCUCCAUGCAAAGCCUCGUUAACAACAAGUUUUUCCAGACGAAUCGUCCACCACCAAAUACUGGUGCUUGCGCGUAUCAAUCGAUGGGAUAUAGUCAGUUCCAAGCUGUGCCACCGUAUAGUUAUCCUUAUCCGCCUACACCAGUGCAGCAGUGACGCUUUUCAAGGUAUAAAUCGGUAAGAGUGCAGGCUAAGUAAGAAAAUCAAUUUUUCCUCUUUAUAUCAGGCCCAUUAUAUAUUUACGGUUUGUGUAGACAAUUGGGUCUCUUUUGAAUAUAUAAGUAACAUAAUGUUUCCUCUUUUCAUUGUCAUUUAUUAUUUUUUCUGGAAUGAUGCCGAUUCAAUGCAUUCGACGAAGCAAAAUUAUUUGUGUUUAUUCGAAAGCAGAGACAAAGCAGAGACAAAACAAUCGAUAAUUUGUUGGUUUUAUUAUAGUUAUAAAUAUUUAAAUUGGAACGUUUUCAAACAUUCGAGAGAAAAAAAAAAUAAAAAAAUUAAUUAUUACUUAUUAAUAAUGUAGGCACAUUCCAGUCAAGUUUUUUGAAGUAGUAGUAGUAAUUAUUUAGCAAUGAUAUAUUGAUAUAAUCAUUACUGGAUGUAGAAUAUGACCAACAAUUGUAGACUUGUAACUAAGUGGUCAUAUCCUAAAAAGUAAUUAAUCUUCUUGAGAUAAAACUAUGUAAACGUCAUUUAAUGCUUUCCCGAAAUGCACGAAACGUAUAGAAGGGGGGUGGGUUAACGUUUUCAUAUUUGAUAAUUUAUUUAUAUUUUGCAUAUAUAUAUAUACGUAUGUACAGGCAACGCUCUUCAAAAUGUAAGGCCUUUUGCAUAAAAAUUAAGCCGUACACCCGUUUUUACAAAGCGCACGACGAAUAUAAAAAAAAAUAUCGUGUCCUCUGUUUUGUAACGAGACUGGGUGUUGUGUCUCUUUGAUAAUAGGGGAAAGGUAUAUCUCAUCAAAAUUAAAGAACUUUGAUGGAGGAUAAAUCCAGCAUAAUUAUAUAGCGUACAAAAGUGAGUACUUCGAAACUAUCCUGGGCCGGUAUCUUUGGAAUAAAUUCAAAGCAUAAAACCGGCUAAUGGGGAAGAGAAAGGAAAACUUAAAUUAAGCAUGUAGUCACAAUGGCUGUGUACCUCGGCGCAAAGUUUGAUACCUUAUUUUUAUAAUAUAUAUCGAAAGUAAUUUGUUGUUAAACCAACGAAUGAUUAUACGAAGAUAAAAAAAGUAAGAGAAACAUUGUUGUUUGAUGUUUAUGCAAUUGGCCACUGAGUGGUCUUGUCCUUGCGCGACCGUGUACAAUGUAUAUAGGUGCACGCGCAGGCUGGCCGCAAAUCGAAUAAAAUUUAGUUGUACCUGUUUUUUAGUUCGCGCUCAUCGAAAUUCUUGCUAUUUUUUAGGGAACGAUUCAGACUAUCCGAAAGGCAUUUUUCUAUUGAAACGUUUAAGAAAAAAAAUAUUGCGCUGCCGUGAACGUAUUGAACGCGUGAUGAAAGAGUUUUUAACUUAUGGUAUUGAUCCAUGUGUUGUAUAUAUCGUUAUGGCCAUUCCGAAGUGGCUUCCAAGGAAAUUUCACGUGAUAAAUGAUACGAAAAAUAAUGAAUAAUGAAUUCAUGCCGCGAAUCGGGCACGAAAACCGUUUAUCGACAGCGCAUAGCGAUUUUUUGCGGGCCUCCAGAUUACACUGUACACGUCACUACUCGAAUAAACGAACAGCAAAGAAAAGAGCCAACAGAGAAGAAUGCAAGACUCGAAUAUACACUCGAGCAAGGACUCGUUUGCGAACGACAUUAUUGUGAUAAUUAUACGUAACGCUUUCGUGAAACGGUCUCACAGUUCGUUACUUAAUUACGCACAGUAGAAAAUGUUGUGAAGCAGUACGUGUGCACAAUAACAUUUCCGGUUGAUUCACGAAACCGCGUCACACGCAUUUCAAGCGGAUUUUGCUCGAUAAGAGAGGAAAAAGCUCUAUCGAUUCGUUUCUAGGUUUCCACAUGGUAGUCUUUAUAUUCUUCUUUUGCUGAGCCGAUAGAUUGGAUAUUUCAAAAUAUAUGGUGGGGUCGCGAACAGAAGUUAGGCAUUCGCGGUAUAUUGUUGUCUUUGUCCUUUUCAACAUUGUGAAUGCUUAUACGCUCCUACUGCGUUGAUCUGACUGCAACAUGUUGCGUUGUCAGAAUGAAUAGUGAUAUAAAUAAUAGGAAGCGUAUGCUACGAGUAUUGGACACUUCUGAAUACUCAUACAUUGCGUACGCCCUCUAUUAAAUCAUCUUAUUGAUUUUUGAAACUUCGUUUAAUCUAUGUCUUUUCAUCGUUGUUGAUCAGUAAUUUUUCUUUAGUACACUAAUUAUCUACUUCUUCUGAAUUUUUCUUAGUACGUAGUCUACUAUAUUUUGGCAAAUAGCAGACUAUUGUAGUGCAAUUCUACAUCUUUCAAUUCCAUCCAUUGCAAGUAAUGCAUCUUUCAAGCAUUUAUCAAUAAUUGAGGCUUAUAGAUAGAUACAUAUAUUGCUGUCAUAAAAAUUUGACAGAUAAAUUAAAGUUUCUUCUAAAUAUUUCAGAUAGCCUCAGAAUUAUAACCCUUUAAGCUGUGCUACAUUUGUUCCCAUAUACUAAAGUGAAAUGAAAAUUAAUGACCGUCGAAUAUGCAUAUCUUUUCUAAAACCAAAUCUCUAAACGUAUGGUCAUAGAAUUUUCUUAGAAACUUGUUAUAGUUGAAAAAGUUUAAAGGAAGUUUAAAAAGUUUAAAAAGAAGAACGCAGAGCAAAUAUUGAACGUUGGACAGCAAAGGGUUAAUAUUUUACAUUUCAUUUAACAGAACACAUAACAGACAUCAUGCUUUUAAGUUUUUUCCUAAAUAAAAUAAAUGUUCUAACGAAGUGCAACUUGCAUUUUGAAAAUUGAUAGUGGGUGUACGCGUAGUUCUGUGAUAUGUAAGAUGUAGCAUAUUUAUAGAUCUACCUAUCGUGCAUCAUGAUUAAAAUAAGGAACGUAUCUUAUCAGUUUUAUACGUGGUAUACAAAUCAUAUGAUCCUAAAUGACGUGUACUGCGAGAGCUGUCUACUUUAAGGAAAGAAAAACAAAAGUUGUUGCGAAAAAGCGAAAGAUCAGUAUUCCUUUUUUUUUUUUUGUUUGCGUUUGCCGUGCGAAUUCGUAUAUUGUCAGGGUAGAGAAUAGGGAGAAGAAAUUGGAAUAUGAAAACGUGUAUUACUUCAGAGCGUUCUUCUAUUCAUCAAUAUCCAAGUUUUUUAUUUCAUUAUGUAGUCUGAUAAAUUCAUCUUCUAAGCGUAUAUGAAGAUGUAGACACAAGGGUUCUUCGUUUCUCUCUUUCUCAUAUAUUGUCAAACUAUUUAUCUCUUUUUUUUGUAUGUUUGUCUAUUUUAUUAAGAUAUAGUCUUCUAAAUACUUACGUGUUUGUUGCUAACAAAGGAAUCUAUGAAAUUUCAGUAUUUUUCAGCUAUGGGUUCUUUUUUGUUCUUUUUACUUCUCUUUUUUUUUUAUUUGCGUUAAUGAACAAUUAUAAAUCUUAUGUUCAUUUGUAAUCGUACUACGUUUAACGAGAACUGUUAAAAACAUGGAUGCGUAUUUUUCGUAUAGUAGAAUAUGCGGUAUACUUCAUUUCUACGGUGCAAAAUCGUAUCUCUGAAGUCUACUUUCUCCCUACUAGUCGAUAUUCAUUUUUUUUUUUUUGUUCUUUUUUUGUAUUAUACUCCGUUUUGUCGUGUUGUUAGGGAACAUCCAUUUCAGCUGUACACUUUUAAUGUAACUCUUAACGAGAUCAGUCAUCUCUAGUUGAUAACGAAAGAUUUCCCGGAGAGAAAAAAACGAAAUCUUAUUCUCUUGUUGUUACAAAAUGAAAAAGCGGAAACGAAACUAGUGUUCAACACUAAACUUUGCAAUAUCGAUGAACUCGAAUAUAUUUGGUCGAUAAUAUUUCUAAGUAAACCGUACAUAUAUUUUUUUAUAUCAGUUUUCAACAGUGAUGGUAAACGUUGAACGAAUGAGAUGAGGGAGGUAGUUUUCAAGAUAUCUCUAUGACACGCCUUCCGUCUGUUUAAUUGAAGAAAAGGUUCGAAAAAUAUAUUCUCGUGAAAUCUUUGCGCUUGCAUUAAGCACACUCGUUCAGGUCAUGUUAGUUGAUCGAUCGAACUUGUAACCUUAUAUUUAUAAUCUGUUGUUCGUUUCACUCGAAGAAAAAAAAAAAAAAAAAGAAAAGGAAAAGA